AACUAUAUUGCUGCGUGUCCUGGCGGGGUGGAGGGUGGUCGCCAGGCGUAACAAUUUGUAAAUUGGCCAUUGGUUUUAAUUCCACAAUUUUUGGCUCCUAAAUAUGGAAAUGUUGUGUGAACCUUUUAUGUGUAUGUGAUUUUUUUUCACCAUUAACCUGUCUCACUAACAAAAAGGAAAAAAGAUUCCAUCCGAACAUUUUGAAGCAGCUGACAGACACCGAGAGGCGCCGCGUGUUGACAUUUUGAGUCCACGUGUUGAUUGCGUCACGUGCCACUCCUACGCCAUAUUACUCCAUUUAUCACUCCAAUGUUGAGUCCUAUUGAAGAAACAGAUGCCCAGACGUAUUUCACUCCGGCGGAAUGGAACUGCAUGGUGACUAUAGAGAAGAACAGAGUCACUAAUAUGCUCAGGAACUACAAAUGUCUUCUGGCUCAAGGUAUCGAUGCCAAGCCACCAGACUUCGUUCUGAGAUACGAGAACCGCAAGAAACAGCAGCUCAAGAUGACGGAAAUGUACAAAAGCCAGAUGAGUUUUAUGAAAUCACCUGCAGCCAAUGCCAACACUGGCUGGGAAGUGAGUCAGGGACAGGCCUCAUAUGGCACAUAUUGGCAGGCAGGUGAAGACAGUUUAUCCCCAGAUGAUAUGAAUUCUAUGAAGGAAAACAUCCCAUGGAAAAGUGAAUCAACAAACUGUGAUGAAAACUGUUCAGACUUCUGUCAGUACUGCUAUAUAUUCAAACAUCUGAAAUAUGAUGAGUAUGCAAGCAACUCUUUAAGUCCUGAGGAUUAUUGUAUGAGCACCAUGAGUAAUGAGAGUGAAAUGCUGCCUUUAAGGCCUUCCAAUAGCAUGGCAUGCAGCUACUACCAGUGUAAUUGUCAGUUCCCUAUCAAAACAAAACCCAUUCCAUGCAAACAACAACAGACUAAUGACAUUUAUUGUGAAGAGUGCGGCCAAACAUUUGCCAAGCAGAAAUACCUCAAGAACCACCUCAAGCGCUUCUCCCUCUCCAGUGACAGCCGUCCAUACAAGUGCAUGUUCUGCAGCCACUCAUUCGCUCACGAGAAGAACCGCAAAUUCCAUGAGCGCAUUCAUGGCACCAGCAGAGUGAUCCCAUGCUGCCAUUGUGCUCAGAACUUUGCAGACCUCACCAGUGCAAGGCUUCACAUAGAGGAGAGCCACCGGGAUAAGAUACACGCCUGCAACGAGUGCGGGAUGAGCUACUCAAACUCAAGUCACCUCAUGCGGCACAAGAGGGAGGUUCGCAAACAGUGCUACUCCCACCAGUGCCGUCUCUGUGGCCACCGGUACUUGACUGCCAUCGCUCUCGCCAGGCACGAGGUGCACCACAGCAGAGUGAAGCCGUACAAGUGUAAAACAUGCCUCAAGACAUUUUCCUCUAAGACUCACCUGACGAAGCACUUGAAUGCUCGCAACAUGGAGAGGAAGUACGAGUGUCCGAGCUGCAAGGUGAAGUUUUUGGCCUACAAGAGUCUGAAGAAGCACGAGAGAGUGUUUAAUAGUAACCGGCCCUUCAAGUGUGCAGUGUGUGGCCAUGCUUACAAUAGCAAGCCUCGCCUCACCAUUCAUAUGAAGGUGCACUAUGCAGAACAGAGUUAUAUUUAUGGGGAUGAUAAUUGUGUGGCCUGUUAACUAUAUACAGAGGUGUUCAUUAUAGUAUUUGUAUGAUUUUCAUUUAAAAGUAUUGUGCAGAGAAGAGUUAUAUCUAUGGGAAGGAGAAUUGUGUGGCCUGUUAACUAAAUACAGGAGUCCAUAUUGGUAUUUGUGGUAGUAGUAUUGCACAAGUCUCAUGAGGCACACCAUUAAGCCUUCCUCUCCUCCCAGCAGGUAAAGAAGCCAAGUAAUCUACCAGGUUGAAUCUCAGGAAAGUAUUUUUUGGAAGGUUCUUGCUGUGUCAGUAUUUAACCUCUUAUUGUGUCCUCAGGGUUUAACUUUAACAGGUAAUUUAUAAUGAUAUCAGCAUCACCCAAAUGUACAGACAAUUUAUAUUAAGGAAAACUGGGAUUUAUAAAAGGAGCCAAUAUUAGAUCUAGGAAAGUCAUCUCUGCUGUGAUUUAGGGAUUUUAUUUUAAGGUUUGGCAUUAUUGAUUUCAAAUACAUAGACUAAAUCCAGUAGCUGAUACAAAAAAAAGCAGGCAUCCUUAUUUUUUUAAUGUCUGCAUAUGUAAGCAUGUGUUUUAUCUAUUAUAUAUUCUCUUUUAUGGUUAACCUGUAAAUGAAGUGAUGUGUAUUUGAACGGUGUGUGUGUGUGUGUGUGUGUGUGUGUGUGUGUGUGUGUGUGUGUGUGUGUGUGUGUGUGUGUGUGUGUGUGUGUGUGUGUGUGUGUGUGUGUGUUUUAUUUAUUUCUUUACAUGAAAGAUCAGUUAUUUAUUUUCUUCACACAUGAAGGAAACUGCUCUGUUCCUACAUUUCUCCCAUUUUCAUUCAUUAUUAUUACUUUCUGCGAUAUUCAUGGUUUUUCCUCACAUUCAAUUUUAAUUUUUUUUUUUUUUUUUAAGAUUCUCAUAAUAUGCCUAUAACGUAAAAUAUAAUGAUGAACAAGAAGGUGGAUGGAUAACAGAAUAUCUUGCCAUUACUUCAUGUAUGGAUCAGUAAUGCUAAAUCUACUUAAGUAUUUUAGUGUUCAUUGGUUUAUUUUGCCUAGAAUUCUUAAACUUUGGUUGAGAUAAGUCUCUCUCUCUCUCUCUCUCUCUCUCUCUCUCUCUCUCUCUCUCUCUCUCUCUCUCUCUCUCUCUCUCUCUCUCUCUCUCUCUCUCUCUCUCUCUCUCUCUCUCUCUCUCUGUUACCUAGUAUUUUGGUAUAGCAAUAAGUGGAAGAUGUCAUAUAGUGCCUUUUACCAAAGUGGCAAUGGGAGCAUAUUUGACUUCAUUUGUUAAUGUUUCUUAAUGAUAUAAUACAUUUGAAAAGCCUCA
This is a messenger RNA of Scylla paramamosain (green mud crab), 2933 nucleotides long. RefSeq names its product zinc finger protein 723-like. Gene Ontology annotation, cellular component: nucleus. The coding region runs from base 310 to 1653 and encodes 447 amino acids. Gene Ontology annotation, molecular function: RNA polymerase II cis-regulatory region sequence-specific DNA binding; DNA-binding transcription factor activity, RNA polymerase II-specific. Lineage: Eukaryota; Metazoa; Arthropoda; Malacostraca; Decapoda; Portunidae. The record is from RefSeq and is a predicted model, not a curated record. Gene Ontology annotation, biological process: regulation of transcription by RNA polymerase II. The transcript has 4 exons.